Molecule: messenger RNA, 1816 nt
Organism: Prosopis cineraria
Lineage: Eukaryota; Viridiplantae; Streptophyta; Magnoliopsida; Fabales; Fabaceae
Exons: 3
Coding region: 1258-1719 (153 amino acids)
Source: RefSeq, a predicted model, not a curated record
UUCAACAGAUACUCAUCUUCAAGCUGUGUCCUUAACUCUCUAAAACUCAUUGGUAAUCUCUGUGGAAUGUAGACUACACAAAGUAAAUUUCAGUGAGUCAUGAUGAAUAUCCAAGUAGGAUUCCAGCAAUUUAUGCUCUUGCACCAUUAGAUAAGCAACAUGCAAUGACUUUCGACUUAAGGCAUCUGCAACCACAUUUGCUUUCCCCGGAUGGUGUUCAAAUUCGAAGCUAUAGUCCUUCAAAAUUUAUAGCACAAUCCUUAAAUGCUUGGCAUUCUGCUCCUCAUUUUUAGAAUAUAUCAAAAUGUCAUCAAUAAAUACCACUACAAACUGAUCCAGGUAAGGCCUAAAUAUGUGGUUCAUGUAGUCCAUGAAAAUCGCAUGUGCAUUUAUUAACCUAAAUGGCAUGACCAGAAACUUAUAAUGCCCAUAUCUGGUAUGGAAAGCUAUCUUGGGCACAUCCUCCAAGCGCACUCUCAAUUGAUGGCAUCAUGACCUCAACUUAAUUUUUGAGAACACCGAAGCUCCUACCAAUUGAUCUAACAAAUCAUCAAUCCCUCAGUAAAGGAUAUUUGUUCUUCACCAUCACCUUAUUCAAAUGUCUAUAAUCAAUACAGAGCCGUAACCUACCGUCCUUCUUCUUAAUAAAUAGCACAGGUGAUCCCCAAGGUGACACACUAGGUCUAAUAAAUCCUUUUUCAAGUAACUCCUCUAUCUGCUUCUUCAACUCAGCUAACUCCAUUGGUGACAUUCGGUAUGGUGCCUUUGAGAUUGUUUUAGUUCCUGGCACUAGGUCUAUAGUGAAUUCUACUUCCCUUUCUGGAGGCAAACUAGACAUAUCAUCCUUAAAUACCUCAGGGAAUUCAUUCACUACCCCAAUCUUAGUAAUAUUUCCAUCAUAGACCCCAUGCACUAAAAAGAAAACCAUAUAAGCCAUACACCCUUAUUGUAUCACACUAGUAUAAAAUAUGAAAUUUACAGGGUACCUUUUACACCUAUUAGAAGGCAAAUAGUGUAAAAAAUAUAGGUGAUGGCAUUUUUGUAAUUAUGUUGAAGUUUUAGACACUUUUUACACUGGGUGGACCACCAUCUGGUGUAAAAAGUAUGGUUUCUACACUGGGUGGCCAUGCACCCGAUGUAAAAAGUGAAGUUUUGGACACUUUUUACACUAGGUGGAAGUGAAGUUUUGGACACUUUUUACACUGGGUGGACCACCACCCAGUGUAGAAAAUAUUUUUAAAUUUCCCCUCCUUCUUAAUGUCUUCUUCCUCCAUUCAUUUGCUCCUUCUUCAGUUGCUUCCUCCUUCUUGUCGUCCUCCCCCUGUUGCCGCUUUACUCCACCGCCCUUUCCGACCCCCGUUGCCGCCCCUCCUCGUCGUCUCCCCCUCCCUUAGCCACCCCUUCCUUCUCGUCUCCCUCUCCUUGUCACCCACCCCUUCCCUCACUGCCCCCUUCCCCUCUCCCUACCCUCCUUUCUCAAUGCCUCUGCCCUGCCACCACUCCUUCUCCCCUUUUCACUCUCUUAGUGCUGAGCCGUUGUUGCUGCCACUCAGCUUUUAUGUGUUGAGACACGCAUAUAAUAUCAUCACAACUGGCUUGAUUGAGUUCAUUGAAAAGAGUGAGACUGAGAGAGAAUCUACAAAAUUGUUACAAGACUGGGGGCAAACGUACUGCUUAUCCUGUCAACGGAGCGUGGUACUUACCACUCUACAACAGUAGAAUUUGAGAAAAGCUUGUGGUUGACUCUAGCCCAUAGUUGUUGGAAGAGGAAGAGAUAGAAGGUUGAAAGAAGAAAAUGCGGUCAGGGUAGCUGACU